This is a messenger RNA of Spodoptera frugiperda (fall armyworm), 3028 nucleotides long. RefSeq lists its product as uncharacterized. Bases 124 to 1302 code for a protein of 392 amino acids. The record is from RefSeq and is a predicted model, not a curated record. The transcript has 2 exons. Lineage: Eukaryota; Metazoa; Arthropoda; Insecta; Lepidoptera; Noctuidae.
AAAUGGACCAAAACAUAAAAUGAAAAUAAGACAAACAAAACAAAUUGUAUUUUUGUUGUUGCGCUUAAACAACUUGAGUUUUAUAUUCUGGAUUCAAGAAAUUGGAAUUUAGAACCAUUAACAAUGAAUAAUUUUCAGAAAGAAUUCAUAAUGGACAUGUUUUUGGACAGUGAUCAUGCUUGUACUAUGAACAGAUUAAUUGUAGCAACUGCUAAUGUUAUCAGUGAAAACAAUGAUAAUUUGAAUAUGUUCAGUACUGCUGUUGAAAAAGAAUUUGAUCUCACAUCAUUAACCGAAGAAAAUCAAAGUCCUGGUGCUGUACCUGUUACGCGACGUAUGAAAGGAUUUUACGAAAAUUCUGUUCGUAAUUUUACCGAUGCAGAUUAUACAGCUUGGUUCAAAAUUAAGAAAAGCACUGUUCAGGCACUCAUAAACUUCUUAAAGAAAUAUGUGAACCCUGGCAACAUUUCUCUAGAAAAGAAAGUUCAUGUUUUUCUUUGGUUAAUGGUGAGUGACUGUUCUUACAAUGAAAUUGGAAAAUUAUUUGGUCUGCAUAAAUCAUCUGUGAGCUACAUAUUCAACGAGAUAGCUACUAUACUGACCGAGCACAGAUAUAGUUUCAUUAGUUGGCCGUCUGUUGAGGAACAACACAUAACUAGGAUAAAGGUGAAUAGUAGGUUUAAGUUUCCCAACUGUGUCGGCUUCAUAGACGCCUGUCGUUUUAAAGUAGGUUCCAAAAGAAAUAAAAAAGACAAACCAGAAAUAAUUCUCCUACAAGCUGUCUGUGAUGAAUCGUUAAUGUUCUUAGAUAUUCAUAUUGGUGAAGUUGGUAAAACUAGGAAAAAUAGAGUUUUUAAAGAGAGCACUCUCUCGCACGAGUUGAAAAAUUUUGUUGAAUUUGAGAAUCAUAUUUUAGGGGACUCUGAGUAUAAAUUAAAGAAAAAUCUAAUCACUCCAUUUACGAGUGAGGAAUUGUUGACAAGUGAGGAGAUGAAGUUUAAUGAGAUUCAUUGGAAAACCCGUAGUUAUAUUGGUCAUGCGUUUGAAUUGAUGAAGGAGAGGUUUAGGAAGUUAAAUCAUAUUGACAUUGUGAAGGUGGAAUCAGUUCACCUACUUAUAUCUGUUGCGUGUAUACUCCAUAAUUUUAUAUUGAUACAUGAGGGCUCUUCAGAAGUAAAGGAGGAAGCAGUGGCAUGUGAUGAUGGAGUCUCCAUCAACACAAGUAUUGUACAAACUGCUUUAGAGAAAAGACAAUUCUUAUGUAACUAUAUUAAUUAUAUUGACUCUGAAGAAGUAGGAUAAUUUAUUUAUAUGAUGUAUUAUUUACUAUUUAAUUUAUUAUAUAAGAGAAUAUAGAUUGUUGUGAUAUUUUUAAACUAAUAGAAUCCAUUUUGGAAAUUCUCAGUAAUUAGCUAAAAAUAAUUGUUCACUUUCGUAAAUAUACUGAAAAAAACUUGACUAGUUUCGAGUCAGUAUGUUGCGCGACGUCGCCGUGUCUGCGUACGCUACUCAUGGGGAGAGUCCCUCUGUGACUCGAAACUAGUAGAGUCAUGAAACCAUUGUUUUUAGUUAAUUUAGUAUGUCUCGGUAAUGAAAUUUAUUAAGCAAUUGCAUUGAAUUGUGUGUACAUGUACACCUAAUAUAUUUAUUUAUCAAGAAAUCAAUUGUGUGUUUACCACAUAAAGUUCUGUAAAUUUUUAUACUUACCAUUUAUAUUGUGAUCAACUGAAUUAUUUUGCAAUAAAACCAAGGUUGUAAUGUUUUAAUACUUAUAUUUUCUCUUCUAGUACUGAAAUUUAUAUAAUUGCCAGCAUUAUGAUAUAAAAAAUAUAAAUAAAACAUAUUUUCGAGUGAGUAGUGAGUACUAAUGACAGUAUACAUGUAUGAUGACAUUACAUUAUGUAUUUUUUUAUAUAACAACAUCAGUAUUAAUAUAAAUGAUCCAAAAUGUAUUAUUGUUUAAUUUAUUAUACACUUAAUCAUUUUACGAAAGGAAACAUUUUGUGAUACUCACUUUAUUUAUACGUACAUAGAUAAAUCACUUAUAAUAUUUAUAAUUCUACUGCUUAUUUACUUUUUAUGUACAGAAAUAGAUAGUUUACUUUAUUUUUUGCUUAACAUAAGAGACUUUGAUUGUUUUACGGUGGGAAUACUAGCUCAUUUUUAGAUUUCUGGUGGUUAUUUCAGCCUAAUAAGAAUUUAAAUCCACAUCAAUACUGAAGUCAUACAAUUAUAAAUAUGUUAAAAGAUGACAUAAAAUUAAGUCCGUUGUAUAAACACAGGUUUGCAUAGGAAUACAUAUUAGCUAAUCAAGCUUAUUUGGUUUAACAUUAGUAUGUAGAUAUUGAGAACGAAAUAUGUAUGUUUUAUAACAUUUAUACAAAUAAAUAAAUUUCUCUGUCCCGAUGUAUCCUACAUAACAUUAGGCACUAAAUUGGCAACCUACAAGGCACUAUGCACUUAGCACAGCAAAUAUGCUAUAAUAAUUAUAUUAUGAUUUUAUAAUAUUGUAACAAAAUUUAUAACUCUAUUAUUUUACUAUAGCUCGUAAUACUAUACUGCGUUUUUUUAUACAUUUAUUCAAAGUAAGUAGUUUGUAAAACAACCGCCUUAUUACAGCUGAACUAUGCAAGUACAUAACAAACUGGCGAUAUUAUAUAAACAUAAAGAGUGUGUAUCAUUUCACAUAAUUACUUUUACUGCAAAUGAACGUGCCUAACGAAAUUAAAAUACAUAUUACUAAGUUCACUGAUAUUCUCUUUUUUAUUCAUAUCUGAAUAUCGAUGUCAUUUAGCUAAAUUCAUGAGCUGACCAUGUCAAGCCACAAUAUCGACAAGCCUGUUGGCUUUACAUACUAGUAACAAUACAACACUAUAUAUAUACAUUUAAUUAUAUUUACAAUUAUAGCUGCACCUUGAUAUUAUCUCCUACAUAUUUAGGAUUAUGGAAUGUGACAAAACUGUACCUAACUAACACUAAAGCCGAAUAUUUACAAUCGGUGUAUAAUAAAUGAGUCAUAUCAGUCUGA